Molecule: messenger RNA, 2553 nt
Organism: Letharia lupina
Lineage: Eukaryota; Fungi; Ascomycota; Lecanoromycetes; Lecanorales; Parmeliaceae
Exons: 4
Coding region: 1-2553 (850 amino acids)
Source: RefSeq, a predicted model, not a curated record
AUGCUUGUACUGGAACUCGACCUGGGGACUGUGGAGCUUGAAGAGGGUGGUGCUGUUGCUGUUGUUGUUGGCUUUGUACUGGAACUCGACCUGGGGACUGUGGAGCUUGAAGAGGGUGCUGCUGUUGCUGUUGUUGUUGGCUUUGUACUGGAACUUGACCCGAGGACUGUGGAGCUUGAAGAGGGUGCUGCUGUUGCUGUUGUUGUUGGCUUUGUACUGGAACUUGACCCGAGGACUGUGGAGCUUGAAGAGGGUGCUGCUGUUGCUGUUGUUGUUGGCUUUGUACUGGAACUUGACCCGAGGACUGUGGAGCUUGAAGAGGGUGUUGCUGUUGCUGUUGCUGUUGUUGUUGGCUUUGUACUGGACCUUGACCCGAGGACUGUGGAGCUUGAAAGGGCGGCGCUGGAAGAGGGCCUUAAACCCGAUUCCGUGGAACUUGAGGAUCCGCUUGAAAAGGAGGAGGAAUUUGCAGAGACCGAGGAUGAGCUAGAGGUCGGUAUAUCGUUGGACGAAGGCGCGCUGGAGGAAAUAGUAGACGAUGUGAUGGAUGCUGCAGCGCUUCGAGAUGCGCUUGAUGAUGACAUAGACGCCGGGAUAGCUGAAGCACUAGUCGAUAGAGGUGAAAUUGUGCUGCUCGGAAACGUGCUGGACGGAGUCAAAAAGCUUGCAGUUGAUGUCGAGCUUGCAGAAGCCAAGGACGUGCCGGAUAUCGGCAUCGAUGUUGCAGGAGUUGAAGAUGUGCUGAGAAUAGACGUAGAGCUCAAAGGAGUUGAAACUAUGAUGGAUGAAGGCGUGGAGCCUACAGCAGCGGAAUACGUGCUUGACGUUGGUGUUGAAGUCGCCGGACUCGGACCAGCGCUGGAAGAGAACGUGAAGGUAGCAGCAGCUGAUGAGGUGCUGGCAGGCGUAGAACUUCCAGGUGUUGAGGACGAACUGGCAGACGCGGAGCUUGAAGACACCUUUGAUGUCGACGUAGAGACUGAAAAGUUCGCAGACGUGCUGGUAGUCGCAGAAUACCCAAUUUCUGAAGACGAGCUCGAUAUGGGGAUGGAUGUGCUCGAAUCACCAGAAUUUGGUGUCGAGCUGGGAGAUGUACCAGACAAAAUGGUAUUUCCUAAUGAGAGAGUGGAUAUAGGCGCACUGGAAACGGGAGAGACGGCAGAGGAUGAGGACGGUGUAGAUGUUGUAGAACCAAGAGACGCGCUGAACGGAGCUGCGUUGCCUGCUAAUAGGGUGGAAUUAGAUGUGGCGGCAGAAGACGUCUCCGAAGGAACAGUACUAUCCGGGAACGUAAUAGAGCCAGAAGAUGCGCUAGGAGAAAGGUCGUUAUCCAGUAAGAUAGUGGUCGUAAGUGUGAAGGUUGCAGAAGCCGAAGAAGUCUCGGGAGAAGAAAUUGCAGAGGAACCACCAGAUGUAGGGGCGUCGGCCGGAGGGUCCGCGGAUACAUCGGAGGAUGAGAUGGCGUUGGGGUCGCUGUAUGCGAGGACAACGACCUCAGGAAUCCGAGACGUGCUGAAUGUUGACGUAGUAUCUGAAGUUGAGCUAGGGUCUGUACUAGUCAGAUACGUGUUAUAUGUUGAGCUAAGAUAUGUACUUGAGACUGAGCUGCUCGAGCUGAAACUUGACGUCAAGGUUGCAAAGUCUGUACUCGAAACCGAUAUGACGAGAUUUGUGCUUGACGACAGACUGAGCUCUGAUUUUGAUACCAGGCUGCUGAAAUCUGUGCUCGAAGUCGAGCUAGAAUUUAUCUUGGAUGACAGGCUGCUUAGGCCUGUGCUAAAAGUCAGACUAGAGUUUGCACUUAACGUUAGGCUGUUAGAGCCUGUAUUCGAAGUUGAACUAGAGUCUGAACUUGAUGUUGAACUGCUAGCAAUUGUGUUUGACGUGGAGCUAGAAGAGGGGCUUGGUGCUGACGUGCCAGCGUCUGUGUUUGAUGUGGAGCUAAAAGCAUUGUUACUCGAAGUCGAGUCGAGGCUUGUGCUUAAUGUUGAGCUGUUGGUGUCCGUAGUCGAAGUUGUGGUGCCGGGGUCAACACUCAGAGUGGAGCUGAUAGAAUCUGUACUCGCGGUCGAGCUAAAAGCAAAGGCAAGGGCAAAUCCAACCGCCAUAGCAGCAUCUGCACUUGAUGUUGAGCUGCUAGAAAUUGUGCUUGAGAGCGGACUAGAGCCUGCUAGAUCCGAGGUCGAACUAGAUCCAGUAGUGGUAAUUGAGGAGGACCCAUUUGAAGAAAGGAUACUCAGGGUCGACGACGUAAUGGAAACAAAUUUUGUGCUAGAAGAGGUGCUUCCUGGGUCUGUUGUAGAAGAAGUGCUCAAUCCAAGGCCUGAGCUAGAAGCAAUGCUCCCCAAGCCGGUACUCAAUGACGUACUUCCCUGGUCAGCAUCGGAGGUGCUUGAAGAACUGCUAGAAAGGGUUCCCGAGUCCAUGCUAGAGGUGCUGUUCUUCAAGGUUGGGCCGGACAUAGGAAUAAUGCUCGAUGCAGAACCAAUGCUAGAAAAAGCAGUGGUUUCGAGAGCGGUACUAGAAGAGAUGCUCAUGGGCAUUGUAGUAUAA